UUGAACCAUUAAACUUGAAGCCACAUGAUCGUCCUGAUAUUCUUGCAAGGGUCUUUAGGAUCAAGUUUGAAGAGUUAUUAACAGAUUUAAGGAAAAGACAUAUAUUCGGGAAAGUUCUUGCAUACAUGUAUACAAUCGAGUUCCAAAAAAGAGGACUGCCACAUGGUCAUAUACUCAUUUUUUUGCAUCCUUCGAACAAGUACCCAACUGCCGAUGAUAUUGAUAGGAUUAUCUCAGCAGAGAUACCUGAUCAAGAGUCUGAGAAAGAAUUAUACAACUUGGUCAAAACUCACAUGAUUCAUGGUCCAUGCGGUUCAGCGAACCCUUCAUCGCCAUGCAUGCAGGAUAGGAAAUGCAACAAGUAUUAUCCUAAGCAAUUCCAGGAAUUCACGACACUUGACGAAGAUGGUUAUCCUAUUUAUAGGAGAAGACAAAAUGGAAGAGAAAUAGAAAAAUCUGAUAUUAUCUUAGACAAUCGUCAUGUUGUGCCUUAUAAUCCAAAAUUGUUGUUAAAGUACCAGGCCCAUAUCAACAUGGAAUGGUGUAAUCAAAACACUUCAAUCAAAUACUUAUUCAAGUAUAUCAACAAAGGAUAUGAUCGGAUUACAGCAGUUAUUGUUCCAACACGUGAUGAUGAGACUCCACAAAAUGAGACUAUUGAUGAGAUCAAGCAAUAUCUUGAUUGUAGGUAUGUCUCACCAUGUGAGGCGUGUUGGAGGAUUUUUUCUUUUCCGAUUCAUGGUAGGUCUCCAGCAGUUGAAAGGCUUUUCUUUCACCUUCCCAAUGAGCAGUCUGUGUUCUUUAGUGACAAUGACAAC
This is a messenger RNA of Cuscuta epithymum, 818 nucleotides long. NCBI's taxonomy places the organism in Eukaryota, Viridiplantae, Streptophyta, Magnoliopsida, Solanales, Convolvulaceae. The record is from the annotation of a GenBank genome assembly.